AUGCAGCUAACGCCUGUUGGUAGUGCUUUACCAGGCAGAGAUCAAGUAUUCUGGUGGUACGUUUGGGUGGCUGCAGUGAUUGUUGUUAUUGCUGGAUUCAUAGCUGCUUAUCGACAGUCAGGAAUGACGCUUUCUGUAGUACAAUCGUUCACAAAUCUUGGUGCCUGGCAGCGGACUGUUUGCUUUAUACUGGUUUUAUCGUUUGUUAUUUGGUAUCUGCAAAAAGGAAAGUUCUUAUCCGACUCUAACAAAUCUUUAUCAAGUGGUGAAACAAAUGCAAGUAAAAUUUCAAGAGAUCCAAGGUCCCGACGUCGGCUGUACAGUUUGAAUUCGGUAUCAUCGAGUGACGACGACGAAUACAGAGGAAACGAUCCUAUUCUUAUUGCUUGGCUCAUUAAUGUACCGGAUGAACGAACGCAUGCAGCGUCUUUCGAAGGGAGAAAUGGAUGCGUCGAGGCCGUCGCCGAAAUGCUCUCUAAAGACAGCAUAGGCGCAAUUUGUGGCCAAGCUGGCAUCGGAAAGACAACAGUAGCUGCUAAACUUGUUCAUCAACUUAAGCAAUCUAUUUACGAAUUGGUUUUGUGGAUUAACUGUGCAAGCGAUGAAACUUUCGUAGAAAGUGUUUCGAAAAUUAGUGACGAGGUGUGUACCACAUCAACUUUUCAGAUCAAGCUUCUGGCUACUGAAGAUUUUCGUGUCUACGAGAAAGUGGAAGGUGUGAAGCGUUGGAUCAGACUUAAAGCUGAUGAUCACUUCAAAAUUUUGUUGGUUUUUGAUGGUUGUGACGAAUUGGCGAUGAUCAAAAAAGUCUAUAAGAUGCUUCCUGAACAUGGACUGAGCAGCAAAUAUGUACAUGCUCUUUUCACUUCUCGGAUAAAAACACUGGAUUCAGUCAAUAUCUACAAAACUUACACUCUGGAACCAUUGGACGAUGACGUUGUAGUAAAGUUGUUGAUAGACAGAGCGAGAAGUGCGGGUGUCAAAUGGAGAUCGUCAGACGACGGUGUGGAAAAGAAAGCAGCGAAAAAGAUUAAUGAACUAGUAAGAGGUGUCCCGUUGGCUGUAGAGCAAGUAACGGCCUAUAUUCAGACGAAAAAACUAAAACUUUCGCAAUACCUGAAAGAGUAUUCUCGCUCAGAUUCUGAGACUUUGCCCGUAGAAUCUCCAUUUCGGGGAAACCAGCAAGCGAACAUAUAUCAAGUAUAUGAACGUAAUUUCCUGGAAACGUCGAAAGAUUCCUGUGUACGUGAGAUUAUGGGUAUCGUUGCUUUUUGUGGAGUCGGUCAUCCAAUUCCCAUGCAAUUAUUUUCUCUCGGUUCAAAGGGUUUGCACGAGCGAUACUCUUUGAGAAAAUUUUUUGAAGCGCGGAAGAAAGGAGGUGUGCGGCAAAAGGGGGACAGCCUGCACGUACCGGUGUCUAUUGAGGUGCCUUUGUCUAAGCUGGAACAAUAUCACUUGGUUAAUGUAGACACUGAAAAUAAUGCUUUUUCUGUUCAUCCGCUAAUUCAGCACUUGCUAUUUUGCCGUCAAGAGGAAAAGGAUAGAUUGGAAUCUAUUGGUGCUCUCAGCGCUCUGUUGAGCAACGUCUUGGAGGGAUCUCCUUCAGACCGGUGGCAGCUGUAUAGCGAACUGUUUCCUCACGUAAUGAAAUGCUACCGACGUAUGAACGAUAUGACUGUAUAUGAUAUCAACUUUUUGUUACAAAGUGGAAAGAGACUCGCACUGGUUGGUCAUUUUCAGGAAUCGAUUAAGCUUUUAGAAGACUGUUUAAGUAAAAUUAGGCAGAAUGUUAGAGAACAUAAAACUAUGAAUGAAGGUGAGACUUUGCUAGAGCUGGGAUCGGCCAAGCGGAGACUAGGAAAGUUUAGUGAAGCAACCGAAUGCACUCGUCUGGCUCUAGAAAUAUGGCGAAAACUUCCCAGCUCCCCUCGCGUUUCUAACCUUCAAGCAAGAACUAAGGAAGUUGUAGCAGAAAUACACUUAGAUUUGAACGAAUUUCGGCAAGCUGAAACUUUGUUGAAAGAAGUGGAACCAUUGAUUGUUAGUCGUGGAGACGUGACAGAAAGCAAUGACAUGUCAGACAUUUUUGAGCAAGCAUCUUGCUUUGGAAACUUGGGACGUGCCUGUUUCGGACAAGGCAAGUACGACGAGGCUAUAGAAAUGUUUCAAAAAGCGGAGAGUGUUUUACAACAAGCUAAAUACUUUCGAUUUCAUCUCUACAAAGCUCAUCGUCUAGUGGCAACGGCUCGUAAGGCAAUGGAGAAGGAUGACACGGAUGUGUACCGCCGCACUUUCAAGCAGUGCAUUCGCGUACGGAAAGAGAUUAAAGAGCACUACAACGCAAGACAUCGUUAUUACGCCUGGUUGUGCCGAGAAAUUUCAACCCUGCGACUUAAAGAAGCCGAAAACCUUAAAGCAGCUGAUGAUAAAUUGCGUAAAAUGAAGUUAGCUUUAAAACUGUGUCAAACAAGCUUACAGUGUCACUUGGAUUUGUAUAAGGAAAAGCAUCAAAAAGUUGCCAAAGCCGCAGAAGUAGCUGCGCGCGUGUGUCUUGAAUACUCUCAAUGUGAUGUGACAAGUGACAAGGUCAUCAAGUUUCGAAUAGCUACUGUCAGGUGCCUGCAGCUUGCUAUAAGAAUAUGGAAAGAUACACAUAAUGAGAUGAAACAGAACUCAUCGACGGUCGUCGAGCGAAAGAUAGCAGAGCUACAAGCAUUGGAAGUUGAGACGCGUGAUCCAAGUGACAAUCUAAACGUGCGGUUACUGACACUAGAACGUAGCAGAACGAAAGACGAGGGACACGACACGCUUUAUAUGGCUGACAAUGCAGUUCAAGCUCUGAACUUUCUGACUAGGGAAGAUGGAUCUAACUAUGGUUCUACAAAUCUGACAGCCGUGCAUGUUGUAGUUUUAUUCUAUAUAAUUGCUGUUGUUAUUAUGCUCAUAGUAAGUCGUGCUACUAAUGUUUGAGUUUUAGUAAAACCUCCAUGGAACUAAAACAUUGAUAAGAAGCGUCAUUUCUUGUAUUUGAGGAGUAGCAAGAGCAGUUAGAGACAACGUUUUAAGUUCUUGUAUAUUAAGUAAAUUGCUAUUCGGUACUUGGUCAAUUAUGCUGAUAGGGUUAAGUUUUGCAGAAAGGACAAUCUGUAUAUGUAUAAGCUCAGUCGUCACGCAAUUUUUCUAAGACGGUGCGGAACGAUGUUAUUUUUACGAUAAAUCUAGUUAGUGAAUGCGGUCAACAGCUUUAAACCGCAAUAAAAUAAAAAUGUGUAUCUUU
Molecule: messenger RNA, 3277 nt
Organism: Corticium candelabrum
Lineage: Eukaryota; Metazoa; Porifera; Homoscleromorpha; Homosclerophorida; Plakinidae
Exons: 4
Coding region: 1-2970 (989 amino acids)
Molecular function (GO): protein binding; ADP binding
Source: RefSeq, a predicted model, not a curated record